AAUCAGAUGUGGCUUUUGAGCCCCAGAAAUCAGAGCUUUGUCAUAUAAAUACUGUGUAACCCUAGAUUUGAACGCAGAGUUCUCUUGAAAAGCAGGAGUCUUGAAGACUUAAAAGCAAUCUUUUAGACGACGUUUCUCAUUUUCUGACUAAGCGCUGCUGAUAACAAUGAACUUCCAGUUGCUUCUGCUGGUCUUUGCUGUGGUGAUUGCCACUAACAUCCACUGUCAAGCACAACCUCCGCUUGGAAAUUCAAAUAAAUCUCCAGCGGUCAAAGGUCAAGUCAUAUCCAGGCAACAGGGCAAGACAUGCAACUGCACUGGUAGAAGAAAUGCACUGGAGCAGAACAACUGUCCUUGUGAGCUGCAACGUCAAUAUAGAAUCCUCAGUAAAGAGCAGAAAGCUUUGUGCCUAAAGAAGGGGAUUUCGACAUUUAAAAAAUGUCAACAGCUGAUUGGAGGAAAUAGGAAGGAGAAAAAAGGCUUCAGUAUGCCGAUUUAACUCUCAGUCACUAUACUCACAAACUAUUAACCCCCAUAAUUUUAAACAUGUACUUAUAAUAUCACACCACUUCUUAAGUAGUGUAUACUGGACUAUUUUUGUAUCUUUUAUAUUCAUUAACAUUUAUACUAGUCAAUGUUCUACAUUCAUGUUUUACAAUUGGAAAAAAAAGUACAUACUGGAAAAAGACAUGCAAGUGCAUUUAAAAAUAAAAAAAGAGAAAUUCAUUUGAAUAGUUUACUUUUAUUUGGUCUAUAAAUAAAGUGUAUAUCAUUUCACGUUUUGAUCUCUUAAAUAACUGUAAAAUGCAUUUAUAAUUUGGAAAUAAUCACAUAGAAGGCAUAUGAUAUUUCUAAAAGAAAAGGUCACAGAGAGUCACAUUUGGGAAGCAAACAGAAAGGUAAUUUGGAUAAUUGGUCAUUCGGAUAUGUAAUUUGCCUAUAUUUGCCUGAAUUUGGAGCAUGUUAGCUUUUCAAGAUAGAGAUUUAAAACCAGAGCUACAAAUUAGAAAAUAAGCCAGCCUUUAUUAAUUUCAGCAGAUUUAAUUACAGUAUAGCAUUCAUGUCUAAAAUUACUGUCCAAUUAAUGAUAGUAAUAAAUAUAUCAAAGAUACAGUGUUUAGAAAAUAAAUAUAUAGGCAAAUAAUGUAGUAGGAUUAAUUAAAAUGUAUGACUGUUAAAAUGUUUUUUUGUUUUAUUUUACUUUGCACUUGCCAAAAGAGUGUUUGGUUAAUAAAUGCUCAUACUUGUCUUUA
Messenger RNA from Onychostoma macrolepis, 1253 nucleotides. RefSeq lists its product as uncharacterized. NCBI's taxonomy places the organism in Eukaryota, Metazoa, Chordata, Actinopteri, Cypriniformes, Cyprinidae. Bases 167 to 499 code for a protein of 110 amino acids. The transcript has 4 exons. The record is from RefSeq and is a predicted model, not a curated record.